UCUCUCGUCAUUUUCGGUUCCUUCAUCAUCAACCCAGAUUCAAGCUACCGUUGAGGUUGAAACUUGGUUUUUGAAAAGCAGCAUCAUUCUUCUUCUGAGUCAACUCAGCUAAGAGUUUCCUUCAUCUGGUGCUAUUUUACUAAUCAAUAUGGCCUAUGAUAUAAGUGAGAUAAAGAAGAUUGGUAUUGGCUUAAUUGGUUUCGGUAUCUUUUUCACAUUUCUUGGCAUAGUUCUUUUCUUUGACCGUGGUUUACUUGCUCUGGGAAAUAUUUUUUGGUUGGCAGGGGUGGCAAUUUUGCUUGGUUGGCGUUCCAUGUGGGCACUCUUCACUAAUAGAGCAAAUUUUAAGGGUACUGCAUCAUUUCUUCUAGGCCUUUUUUUCAUUUUUGUGAGGUGGCCAAUAGUUGGUAUAAUACUUGAAAUAUACGGUUGUGUUUUUCUCUUCAGUGGUUUUUGGUCAUCUGUCAAAGUGUUUCUCUACCAUAUCCCUAUUGUUGGAUGGAUUAUACAGUUUAUUUCUCCUCCUUGAUCGUGGCAGAAGGGAAUUUGACUGAUUGCUUCCUAGUAUGUGGCUUUUCGAGACCUCACCAGGAUGUUGAAACUCUUAUUGUUUGUAUACUUUUGGUUUGUAAAGAUUCACAGGCUAUUUGUUUUAUGGAAUUAAACUUUUAAUACUGACAAAGAAAUGAAGAUAUAUGCUACUAAAAAGAA
Molecule: messenger RNA, 711 nt
Organism: Gastrolobium bilobum
Lineage: Eukaryota; Viridiplantae; Streptophyta; Magnoliopsida; Fabales; Fabaceae
Product: vesicle transport protein GOT1
Exons: 7
Coding region: 149-529 (126 amino acids)
Biological process (GO): endoplasmic reticulum to Golgi vesicle-mediated transport; retrograde transport, endosome to Golgi
Source: RefSeq, a predicted model, not a curated record